Ictidomys tridecemlineatus (thirteen-lined ground squirrel) is the source of this 1080-nucleotide messenger RNA. RefSeq lists its product as uncharacterized. NCBI's taxonomy places the organism in Eukaryota, Metazoa, Chordata, Mammalia, Rodentia, Sciuridae. The record is from RefSeq and is a predicted model, not a curated record.
AUGGCAUUUUUAAACAAGAAGCUGGCAGCAAAUCCUGAGUCACGCUCUGGUGCGUUAGAGAGUGGUUUGGCCACUUGGCGACUCACCUCGGGAACAUCAGACUUCCUCUGUCGUGCCAAGUACAGCAUUAAGAAAUACCAGCCGAGGACGAUCCAACACAGUGGCUCUCAGACUGCUAUGAGCACAGGUUGGGGAGAACCUGUUGAUAGUCAGAUUCCUUUGCCCCACGCCCAGGUACUCAGGUUUAAGAGAUCUAGGAAGCAGCAUGUUAAGAGACACCUGCGUCAGCUUUGUGGAAGAUAUUCUGAAGACCCCUAUCCCUGUGGACCAAAUGCAUGUCCAGGUGCAGCAGCUCAGCGCAGCUUUUGCACUUUGCAGACAGAGGCCUCUGCGCAGGCCCGUCACUCUUCCCACAGGGCGGGGACACUUCCGGUUGGCUUACGUGCACUUCCUCCCCGGGUCUCCCCUAGUAGACGACAACCCGCUGUCCAGGCCCGAGGCAGCUCCACCCGUUGGCUUCCGAGCUAUCUCGCAUUUCGAGAAGGUCAAAGCCUUUGUCAGUCCUUGGGGACAAGUGGAGGCCCCACACACCGCAAGGAGCAGCCUCACCAGUGGCUUCCCGAAGGCAUCAUGUCCUCAGCUGCAGCCUUGCCCGGACUGGACUGGACCCGGCAGCCCGCGAGUGCGGGCUCUGACACGCUGCCAUGCUGCCAUUGGGUCACCCACUUGGGAGAGUCCUGUUGUCCUGGUCAAUGUGGAGCCUCGGUGGGGCCCCGGGCCUCCAGAGAGGUAGGAGGCCUGCACUUGGUCCAGCUCCCAAGCCUGACUGGGACCCUGUGGGCCCAAACAGGCAGUGCCCUGCCUCCCACCAUCUCCUGCCGGAAUCCAGCAAUUCAUGAAUUGGGAAGCUUCAAGCCAGACGUGAACCUCAAACAAGACGAAGGAAGGGGGAGGUUACUAUGGAAAGAACAAGGAAGUAAAGCAAAGAAAAUAUUUGAUUGAAAAUAUAAUUUGCCUUAUUUUGUCUAUCCUUUUGGAAGAUCACUAGUCCUGUAAUUAUAAAUUAAUUGUUUCAAAUUG